AUGGAAGACAAACCUAUUCGAAUUAAUGAAAUAUCUGAUUGCCGACAAAGAGGAAUAGUUUGCAAAGGACCUAACUUAGACUCAUCUCAAUUUUUUAAGCAUAUUUGCAAUACUAUUAUAAACCAUCCGAGUUUAACAAUACAAGAAAAAAAAUAUCUAAUAAAUGAUCUAAUAAGAAUUAGAGAUACACAAAAUAUAAUAGAAGAAACUGGAGAAAAAAGACAAUGUGAAUAUUGCAAUAAACAAGUUAUAGCAAUUACUUACUGCGAAAGUUGUAUUCGCAAUUAUUUGGAAAAGCUUUUUAACAAAUGGACUACAAGAAAUGACGAACUUGAUAAAUUAAUUCGAGAAUGUCAACUUAAUGUUGUAUCUCCAUCACAUAUAAUCGAAUGGAUUCCUUUUGAAAAUUUUAAAAAUAUUGAAUUUAAAGAAGAUGGUAUUUUUUCUUCGGUAUAUAUUGCAACGUGGAAAAAUGGCCCAUUUAAAGAAUGGGAUGCCGAAAAACAUGAACUAAAGAGGGGUGGCAAUGAUACUUAUAUUCUCAAAAGUUUAAAAAAUUCAAAGACAGCGGAUGAAUUAUGGCCCAAAAAU
Messenger RNA from Racocetra persica, 591 nucleotides. Lineage: Eukaryota; Fungi; Glomeromycota; Glomeromycetes; Diversisporales; Gigasporaceae. The record is from the annotation of a GenBank genome assembly.